This is a messenger RNA of Xenia sp. Carnegie-2017, 1077 nucleotides long. RefSeq names its product zinc finger MYM-type protein 1-like. The transcript has 2 exons. NCBI's taxonomy places the organism in Eukaryota, Metazoa, Cnidaria, Anthozoa, Malacalcyonacea, Xeniidae. Bases 1 to 1077 code for a protein of 358 amino acids. The record is from RefSeq and is a predicted model, not a curated record.
AUGCCGAGCGGAAAUCGAAUUUGUAUGAUAAAAAAUAAUGCCAACAUAAAGCUUUAUGGAUUCUCAGGUCGGGUGGAGCUGGAGGAGUCUGCCAACAGGGACAAUUACGUCGAAUUGAUAAAACUGCUAAGUGCAUAUGACCCCACGCUUGAACAGCAUCUUCAUACAGCAACCGUGUUUUCUGGACUUUCUAAUUGUAUCCAGAACGAUUUGAUUGUUGCUGUCAAGGACGUUAUGUUGAAAGCAAUAAAAGAUGAAGUGAUGAGGAGCCCAUUUGUCGCUAUUUCCCUGGAUGAAAUCUCCGACGUUAAGACCUUAUCGCAGCUAACAACUAUAGUUCGCUAUGUCAACCCAGAUGGUAAAGCUGUGGAGCGCUUUCUUGGAUUUACCGAUGUAAGUGAGGAUAGAACUGCGGCUAGACUGAAACAAGAAAUCGGUAAAACCCUGAACGAGUACGGAUGCGGCGAAAAACUGAUUGCCCAAACGUAUGACGGUGCGAGUGUGAUGUCAGGAGAACUGUCCGGUUUGCAAACACGAGUAAGAGAAGACUAUCCACAUGCUCUUUUUAUCCACUGUUACGGACACGCAUUAAAUUUGGUCCUUGUUCAAGCUGUCUCGUCAACUAAAGAGUGUCGUAUAUUUUUGAAAACCGUCACUGGUCUUUCAUCCUUUUUUCACGCCUCGUCCAAGAGAACAUACCUGUUGGACACAGUUGUCGGCAGACGCAUUCCCACUGGAACAGCUGUUCGAUGGCACUAUCAGAGCAGGUUAAUCUAUGCUGUACUGGAGACAAGAGCAAAGCUGCUCGAAGUUUUCGAAUACAUCAUCGAAAAUGAUGACGAGUUUGACGGUACGACGUUGAACGAAGCGAGGGGCUACCGACAAGUUCUUGCAGAUUUCCAGUGUGUGUUCUGCCUUAAAAUAUUUUCAGAAAUAUUUGGUCUUACGGAUGUUUUGUAUAAUAUCAUUCAGAGUAAGCAGUUCGAUAUUGUCUUUUGUGUCACGAAAGCUCGCGAGACGAAAGAUAAGAUUCAAGAACAACGAAUAAAAUUCGUAGAUUAUUGGAAUUUUACGUGA